GAUUGAGCAUUAAGAGAAAGGAAAAAGCAAAAGAGAAAAAAAAAAAAAGGAGGUGUGGAAUAGGGAGAAGAGGUGGAAAACAAAAAAGGGAAGCCGUCCCCUACUUAAGCCAAGUCUGAGAGCGCGCAGGGAUAGAGCGUUCAGAGAUGGUGCACCCCCGAUGGCUUUGGCUGUUGCAGGGCUCCCUCCUCCUGCUGGCCAGAGCGCGGCAGAGCGGCGGCUCCGCCGGCCCCUGCCCCGCCCGCGGAAAGCAAAGUGAGCUGAACUCCUUCCUGUGGACUAUCAAGAGAGAUCCCCCAUCUUACUUCUUUGGCACUAUCCAUGUCCCAUACACACGUGUCUGGGAUUUAAUUCCAGACAACUCCAAGAAGGCCUUCCAGCAGAGCCACAUCGUGUACUUUGAGCUGGACCUCACUGAUCCUUAUACCAUCUCGGCUCUCACCAGCUGCCAGCUCCUUCCACAUGGGGAGAACCUCCAGGAUGUGCUGCCCCGUGACAUCUACCGCCGGCUCAAGCAGCACCUGGAGUACAUCAAACUCAUGAUGCCAUCCUGGCUGACCCCAGACCAGCGGGGCAAAGGACUGUAUGCAGACUACCUCUUCAAUGCCAUUGCUGGUAACUGGGAGCGGAAGAGGCCUGUGUGGGUGAUGCUGAUGGUGAACUCUCUGACAGAGGUAGACAUCAAGUCACGAGGCAUACCCGUCCUGGAUCUGUACCUGGCCCAGGAAGCGGAGCGGCUGAGUAAACAAACGGGUGCUGUGGAGAAAGUGGAGGAGCAGUGCCACCCGCUCAAUGGGCUGAACUUCUCUCAGGUUCCAAAUUUCAUUAAUGCUACACUUCCAGCCCCUGAACGUGUUACUGCCCAAGAGAUAAACACCUACUUCCGCCAGGAGCUCGUCUACAAGCGAAACGAACGAAUGGGCAGGAGGGUGAAGGACCUGCUGGAAGAGUACCCAGACAAGACAUUCUUCUUUGCAUUUGGAGCUGGUCACUUCAUGGGUAACAACACAGUGAUUGACGUUUUGAGGAGAGAAGGGUACAAGGUAGAACACACUCCAGCUGGACAAGCCAUCAACAAAAACCACACCCAAACCUUAUUAGCCUUUUCAUCAUCAUCACCAGCACAUGGCCCCUAUGUCACAUCUCAGGAGCUCACACUGCCGUUGCACCCUGAGGAGACAGAGGAGGAAGAAAGCUUCCCACCUCGCCUGCUGCUCCCUGACAACACUGACAUGCUGGAGAAGGUAGACAGGAAGUACAAAAAAAAGAAGCAUCAGAAGAAGCAAAGACCACGACAGUUCAACGAACUCUGGGUUCGCCUUGAAGAAAGGAAAAACAAUGAGGACACGGCUUAAUUUUCAAAAGGAGUGUCAAAUUAAGCUUCAAGUCUGUCAUAUCUGAAAGUUAAGAGACAUAGCUGUCCAAUAUAUCUGUAUUUCAGGGCUGGUCAUGGUGACCAAGCUGCAACAGACUGAGAUGCUGCAUGGCUGGGACUGCAGGAGCACAACAUAAGUCAGAGGAGCAGGAAGAACUCAGCACCUUGUAUCUUUCAUGCCACCAUUGCUCACCACUUUUUUUUUUUUUUUCUGUGCACAUGACAGAAGACACGACAACGCGUACAUUUUGGCAGGAGCGUGGCAAAGUCACCGUAAAGGAUAUGGCCAUGGUUUUUCUGAGGUACCACUUAAUGCUUUUGCUGUGUGAGCUAGAUAAGGGCCUGUCACGGUUGAAGACAGUUAAACCACAGGCCCGUCUCUUAAUCAGGUAUGCAAAGUUUUUGGACAGAAAUAACUGCAACAAAGGGGCACUGAAAUGGAUGGACUUGAGGAAGACUUCACAAUGGAGUCCAUCUUCUCAUGAAACUGAAUAAGGAUUAUCUUUCUUACUGUAUUAUUUCUCAGAACUCCAGAGAAUGGCAGGAUGAUGGGUCAGGAGAGGUUUAAGUUGGACAUUAGGAAAAGGUUCUUCACCCAGAGGGUGGUGGAGCACUGGAACAGACUCCCUAGGGAGGUAGCCACAGCCCCAAGCCUGUCAGUAUUCAAGAAGAGGCUGGACAACACCCCAGACAUUUUCUGUGAACUAUGCAGUUGUCGUAUGCAGGGACAGGAGCUGGACUCGAUGAUCCUUGUGGGUCCCUUCCAACGCAGGACAUCCUAUAAUUCUAUAAUAGUUCUGGGCAUAGAUUCCUCUUUUUAAAAUAAAGAUAUCUCCAAAAGCAUAGAAGGGAAGAGAGACAUACUGAUCUGCAUUUAUUUGCAGUUUUUAUGAACUGGUAGACACUUUGAUGGUUUUCGUGGUGAGAGAGAUUAAUUUCUGUAAAAGCUCAUUCCAUUUUAGCCAAAACAGUGGUGUUUAGACCAAUCGAUUUUUUGCUGACAUGUUAGAGUAGAUCUGACAGUAGUGUUCCAUGCACCUACAUGAGACACAUCCAAGUUUGGUACUUGCCAAACUGCUUAGAUGCAUCAGGUCUUGUAGAUAUCAUUUAUGUACUCAGUUGCAGGGAAUUACUUCAGAACACAGUCUUUUCAGACUUUGUUUAAUGAUUGAAGCUGAAAGAUUGUCUCUGAUCUGUGAUUUUUUUUUUUUAUGUUUUUUUUUUUUGCCUCUUAACAUAGAAACUUUUAGUAUCUGUAUUUUAUGCCCCAUUAGAAUUUAUUAUUCUGUGUAUGUUUGGAAUUUGACUUUGAAAAUUAGACUACUGAAAAAUAUAGGCCAGCUUGUUUACC
This is a messenger RNA of Columba livia (rock pigeon), 2726 nucleotides long. Its product is annotated as metalloprotease TIKI1. NCBI's taxonomy places the organism in Eukaryota, Metazoa, Chordata, Aves, Columbiformes, Columbidae. The coding region runs from base 147 to 1355 and encodes 402 amino acids. Gene Ontology annotation, cellular component: membrane. Gene Ontology annotation, molecular function: metalloendopeptidase activity. The transcript is spliced from 6 exons. The record is from RefSeq and is a predicted model, not a curated record. Gene Ontology annotation, biological process: negative regulation of Wnt signaling pathway.